Molecule: messenger RNA, 1149 nt
Organism: Funneliformis mosseae
Lineage: Eukaryota; Fungi; Glomeromycota; Glomeromycetes; Glomerales; Glomeraceae
Source: the annotation of a GenBank genome assembly
AUGGUACUUGAAAUAAUGGGCAAUCCUUACAGAAAUAUGGCAAAAAGAAAUUUAACCUGGUGCUUCUUUCAUGAAGUAGAAAAAAAUUCUGAAGCAUUUCCCAUUGAUAUUGACGAAUCAGUGUCUGUCUUGGAACUUGGAAAGAAAAUCAAAGAAAAAGUUAGAGAGUUAAAAAACGACAUCUGUUCUGAUAUUGAUGACAGUGAUCUAGAUUUACAGCUCUGGAAGGUUAAUAUCUCUAAUAGCAAUGUAGACAAGUUUUCGAGCCUUCGUCUACAAAAUGAUGAAAGUAAGGGUAUAGAGAAACUUGAAGGAACAAACCUUAUUAGUAAAUAUUGGGAGGGAAUGGAUAUUUUUGGUCAACUCUCCGAAAUGCUAUCCACAUUAAAAAAAAAUAAAAGUCAUGCCGAGAACUCCAUAUUACAACUCGCAUAUAGUGAAAAAAUCGUUAAUGAAAGCAAUGACAUUUUAUAUAAUAAUAUUAAGAUUACCACUUUGAAAGUGGCAGAAGGAUGGGCAUACAUUGAGUAUGAAAACGAGUAUAUUACAAAUAUAAUGAAAUUUAUCAAGAAAAAAGAGAUAUGCCUGAAUAACGUAAACUCUUUGCCAUUGGCAAUAGAUCUUAUCAGGAUAUAUGUAAGAUUCUGGGACCUAAAUUACCACAAAGAGGAAGUAGUCUUCGACCUGCAAAUACCUUACUUUAUUGCAAAAGUAUUAAGUGAUUUUGGCCUCACCGCAGAUACUUCUAAUUUUCAAGCAUGGCUAACCAUAAAAGAGCAGUUAAUCGAUCAGAAGUUCGAUGAAAAUAUUAAUGCAGAAAUCCAGAAAUAUCUUUUUUUGGUAAAGUAUACUCCUACAGAAAUCGAUUUUAUUCUUGAUAGAGGAGAACAGGAAAAAAUAACAGAAAAAAUUCCAAGACGACAUUCAAGAAUGAAAGACUGGUGUCUAUUGGAUAUGUAUGAUACAGAUAUAGAGAAGUCAACAUUGCAGGCUAUUGCGGAUAUCAUGGUUAUGCUUUAUAUAGAUGAAAAAGAGUUAUAUAAUCUUAAAAUAGUGGAUGAGGAAUUUCUGGGAUAUAUGAAUACAGAGAUUAAGAAUAAAGCCCCCCACAAAUACUUUUCAUUAGAGCUAGAAUGGGAACAGGCUUAA